Messenger RNA from Caenorhabditis bovis, 2901 nucleotides. NCBI's taxonomy places the organism in Eukaryota, Metazoa, Nematoda, Chromadorea, Rhabditida, Rhabditidae. The record is from the annotation of a GenBank genome assembly.
AUGGUAAGCGGGGCAAUCUUUACACCAAAGCAGAGUAUCGCACUUCUCCAAUUAUACGAAGGCGAGAUCUCGCGAGCGUUUGCCCAUUUGUUUUUGGAUCCGAAUAAGGCGGGAAGUUUCGAGGAACUCUUGCCGGUCGGAACAAUCAGCGAAAUGUGCACAGAGUUUCAGAAUCCAAGCGAAUUUGGGAAGGAAUUAUUCAAACGGUUGAAUGAUUUUAUGAAAUAUAUUGAUGCUAAGCAAACAUUAGAAUAUCUCGAAUCAUUUCCGAGAUAUUUUAAUAUUGUCAAAAUUUUGAAAAGGGAAAUCAACGGAGAUGAGCAAAUUGUCAAAAAACUUAUCCUCCGCUACAUUCCCCAAUUGGGUCCUGCCACAAUUUAUCAUUUGCUAAUGUCGAUUUAUAAAUUUCCUACUGAAGGCAAUUUCGCCGAGGCUAGAAAAUUUGUGGAGAGAAUUGUGCCAAAUUUCGAAAGAAAAUUUGAACUUAUUACCGAGGAUUUGCUUCAUCCCAACGGUCGAAUAUACGUUUGCCCGCUGACUUCAUCAGCAACCGAAUUUAUGAGCCAGAUCGGGACGCCGGCAAUUAACGCAAAUUCAAGAUUCCGAACUAUUGACAUUUCUUGGGAUCCACUUCCAGAAUCAAACUUCGAGAGAAUGAUUGUCCAUUCUGCGCAAAGACGCCUACACGCGGAAAACCCGAUUUGUUUGCGAUCCUACCAGAAAGAAUUGUGUCGAAAUGCUCUAGAAGGUAAAAACACCAUCAUCGCUGCACCAACGGGCUCUGGAAAAACAGUGAUUGCGGCGAAUAUCUUGAAAAAUCAUUUUCUCGAUUUGGAAAGGCAGGGAAAAAAGGGAAAGGCUUUAUUCAUGACUCCGACAAAUGUGCUCCUCGAGCAGCAAGCCAACAGCUUAUCAUCAUUUCUAAAUCAUCUCUAUCAAGUCUCGAUUGUUCAGGGAAGCGAUGAUACACCGGUUCGUGGUCGAAUCAUGUCAACGGAUUUGGUGGUGGCGACUCCACAGAUGAUUGUGAAUCUGUGCAAUGAGCACAAUGAUACACUCAGCGAUGAUAUCGUAUUAGAGCCGUUCUACCUCUCAACAUUCACGAUCAUCGUGUUCGAUGAAUGCCAUUCAGCGCAGAAGAACUCGCCGUAUUCAAAUAUUAUGAAGAUUUAUCAUCGUUUGAAGAAUACUAAACAAAUGCCGGAAGGUCAUCGACUUCCGCAAAUUAUCGGCUUGACGGCUUCUCUUGGAGUUGGAGGCGCGAAAAACAAAAUUUCGGCUUGCGAGCAUAUCAUCGAUAUUUGUGCCAAUAUGGAUUGCCCGACUAUAAGUGUUGUCCACGAGAAUAAGGACGAGCUUUUGCGAUUUUCGCCACUGGUGCCGGAUGAAGCGAUUUCGUGCCCACGAACCAGCGACAAUAAAUUGUCGCUUUUUGCCGACAAACUUGUCGAAAUGAUGAAAAAAUUUGAGAAUAGCAUGCUCGACACAAUACGAAUGGAUAAUUCGUUUGAUGUUGAUAGUGCCCUUCAAACCGAUCAGCAGAACUCGCAGGCGACAUCGUUUGCAUUGCCACCGUCUGAUAAAGAAAGUUGCGGGUAUCAAACAUGGGUGAUAAAAAAUAAAAAGUUUGUGGUUGAGAGAAGUUUCGAAAGCAACGAAACGAAGAUCAGAAUUGUCGAAAUUUUGGAUAUUCUUAACGCGUGCCAUCUUGCAAUUGUCCACAAUUAUAAUUUGAACUCUCAAAUUGGCUACAACUACUUGAAUCAGAUGUUCGAGGAAAAUAAAUGUUCAAUGACGCAAAGCACGAUUCGUAUUUGGGAAGGUGAGUACCAACAUCGAUUGAUUCCUUAUUUGACGACGGAGAAUGAGAUAAUUACAAAAAUCGAGGAAUUGCUCAAAGAGCAGCAUGAGAGGAACCCCGACUUUCGCGCGAUCAUUUUCGUCAAAACGCGAUACAGUGCGAGACAGCUGUCGGAGGUGUUGAAUUCGAUGAAUUCGUUGACGGAGAAGGAGAUCAAGUCCGCGUUUAUAUCAGGAAUUAACAAAACUGGAGAUGACCACUCGAUAACACAAACCAGUCAACGAGACAAAUUAACACAAUUUGCUGAUGGAACUCUUCGCGUGCUUGUUGCCACGUCGGUUGCCGAAGAAGGACUUGAUGUCGCCAAAUGUAAUUUGGUUAUUAAGUACAAUUAUGCGACGAAUGAGAUUGCUCAUGUGCAGAGAAGAGGUCGUGGACGUGCUGCUGGCUCGCGGUGCAUUUUAAUCACUAACAACAUGAAAUUGAUCGAGCAGGAGCAUUCGAAUCGAAGCAAGGAAGCGCUGAUGAAUGAAGCGAUCGACAUGAUAUUGUCAUCAUCGGAGUUUGGAAAGAAGGUGACGCAAAAAACGGCGCAAGUGUGGCGAGACAUUCAGAAGGAGCAGUUGGAGAAUGAAAAGGUGGUCCAGAUGCAGAAAAACUCGAAUGUUCAAUAUUCGAUUCUGUGCCGGAAGUGCGAUGUGAAAUUGGCGUCGAGUCAGGAUAUUAAAUCGAGACGAACUCAGUAUUUUGUGUGUGAUCCCGAGAUUUGGAAGAAGAUUCAAUGCCGCGCUUUCAGUGGUGAAGAAUUAAAGUUGGCCUCGAAGUAUCACGGUAAAGGGAAGAUUUACUGUAAUAGCUCGAAUUGUGGAGCACUUCUUGGGAGAUUGAUUGAAGUGAACUCGAUCAAUUUGCCAUGCCUUGCAGCGGAUUCGAUCCUUCUUCAGUAUGGAGAAUUAGGAAACCUGACGAAGAGAAUUGCCAAGAAAUGGAAAGAUAUUAUUGAGAAGUAUUUCAUGCCUGUUGAGAUGCGUGCCUUGGAUUUGCAAAACAUGCGAAUAGCGGCGAUUAAUGCACGAUAUGACGUGCAAAUGCCUGAAUAG